AUGGCGAACGUCUCGGACGCCGCGAACUUCACGACUGUUCCGUGGAACCAGACAACCCCCGAGCCCAACGCUGCCAGUACAAGUCGACCCAAUGAGACCGUCGGAGAAGCGAUCUCGGCGUCAAGUCGACCCAAUGAGACCGUCGGAGAAGCGAUCUCGGCGUCAAGUCGACCCAAUGAGACCGUCGGAGAAGCGAUCUCGGCGUCAACGCCGCCCCCGCUCAUCGGCGCAUGCGAGAACUCGAGCAUCGCAGGGCUCUCGCGGACAAACGGGCCGACAUCGGGAGGAUUCGCCGUCACGCUCCUUGGAAGAUUCCUGGGGACAUCAAACGACUCAGCUGUGCAGGUCAGGUUUGGCUCGCAGAGUUCAGGGGAGGUAACGUGGCAGUCGGACACGUCCAUCGUUGCACAAGUUCCUGCCGGUUUCAGCGAUCUGGGGUCAGCAUUGCGCAUCGACACAGGGCAGGAUUGCUACAUCGAGAAUGUCCCUCGUACCUUCAACAAUGUGUUCUCCUACGACCGUCCCAUGAUAAGCAGGAUGCAAACAGCCAGCAGCGUGUCAACGGAAGGAGGAGCGAAGGCUACUAUCACCGGGAUGAACUUCGGGCUCGGUGACUUCACUCCCGUGAUGCUGGUGGACUCCUUCUACAAGGGCUACGAGGCAUGCAGCACGCGAUGGGUCAGCGACUCGUCUUUGAUCAGCAUCUUGCCGCCCGGAGUAGGAAGGGGAAGGACGAUCAGGCUGGAGGUGGGAGGCGUGGAGGCAAGCCAGGUGUGCACUGCAGAUAACCAGUCGUCUGCCACCGCGAUGAAUGGAAGCUCCGUCCAGCACCCUUGCUUCACAGUGAACUACUCGGCUCCAGCCAUCCUGGAUGUCAACCCGAAGUUGGGGCCGUAUGUUGGGGAGCAGACGCUGACUGUGGGAGGAUCGGACUUCGGGCCGGAGCCUCCGGCUGGAGCUGAUGGGCCAACAAUACAGACCAGCGCUCUGUGCAAGAUCAGUGGAGGAACGGGAACGUUUCUGCCCCUCAAGAUCGAUGUCGGCAACCAGAGCAGCGGAGCAGCCGCGCGAUUGGAGGGAGGAGUCAACCUGCUAUCGUUCACGUUCGUCAACGUGUCUGGCCCGCUGUCGGUCGUGAUCGAGCCCAACCAGGACGUGGGUGACAAGAAACGGCUGGCUGAAAAGUUCAAGGAUGACCUGGCCUACCUCCUCUUCGGGUUCUGCGCUGGAAUAUCUCCAAGGGCGGAGGCUUGUGGAGAUUACAUCAGGGCGGAGCAGGUCGUCCUCGGCGACGGCGGCGACGAGGAUGACAACAACAACGACCACCGCCACGGCGAAGACCUCGACCAUCACCCUCCCUCCAGAAGGAGGCGCCCAUCCGUUCCUCGUGACUCGACAGACAGGCCGAGCGCGUACAACUCGCUGCCGUGCAGCGGGCGAGGGGAGUGCGUAGGAGGAGGAUGCGUGUGCUCCGCUGGCUUCUCUGGGGAGCUGUGCGACAUGCGCGCCUCCUUCUCAAGGCAAGUGAUCAACGAGAUCUCCUCCGUGACGUUCCUCCUUGCCCUUGCCAUCCUCCUCGCCUCCGUCACCGCGCACGCACUUGCCUGGUUUGUGAUCACAGGGAUGUACAACAUCGAGAUGGUGGUAACGGGGGACCACUGGUCUUUCUUGCUUCAUAUUCAAUUCGUCUCCAUCACCAGCCUCUUGGCCACGGAAGUGCCUCAGCAAUACCUCGACUGGGCUUCGAGCUUCCGCCCCAUGAACGGCCAACUUGAUCCCAAGCAGGUGGCUGGGUGGAUCGGAUACGAGUGGCCCCAAGGGAUUAUCUUCACGGGGUUCUGUCAGGCAUAUCAAAACACGUCAGCCCAGCUAGACACCAACUCAACGAUCUCAUCAGAGCAGGUGGCCCUCGAAGACACUUUCAGACUUUUCCUUGGGACCUGCACUACCAGCAUCGUCCUCCUCCUCCUUGUCUGCUGCUCUAGAGUGUUGGCCGCCUCUCUCAGGGUUUCCAUUAUCCGCUGGAAGAGGAGGCGGCAGAAGGCGAGGCAGAAGAAGAUGCGGGAAGAGGAGGAGGAGGCGGAGGCGGAGGCGGCAAAAAUGAUGCUAAAUCAGGACGAGCAGACAAGCAUGACUGUGAUUGAUGAGAAGCUCACGGCUCGAGUGUCGGGCAGAAGCUUCGGGCUGAGUUGGAGGCUAUCGGGUAAGAGCAAACAAGGGAAGGAGAGAGCAGACGCUGACAAGGCGGCUGGAGGAGGGGACGAGAAGGAAACGGAGAACUGCCAAGAUCCGAAGCUGGCUGCGGAAGGAGGGGCGGAGGAGGGCCAAAAUGCGAACGAGAAGGAGGAGGAGGAGGAGGAGGAGGAGGAGAUUCCUGUCUCCAUGGCGCUUCGGUUCCCCAAGUGGGAGCUCCCUGUCCUCGCUUUCCUUGCCACAGGCCUGAGCACGAGUACAGGGAUGCUGAUCAACGCGGCAGUGAGCAUGCGCUGCUUCCCCCUCCUCGGCUUCGUCAUCGUCCUGGCCGUCUGCAUCCUCUUCGUCGUCUGGCUCUUCUCCAGGCUCCGCAAGCACUUCGUCAGCAGGCCGGCGGUGUGGUGGCACCGGAAUCGACUCAAGGAUGCGGAGGAGGGAGUGGCUGCGGCGAAGCAUGCGAGCUCCCGCCAGUUCCGACACAAGUGUCUGGCUGAUUACUUCGAUGCCCUGCAGACGAGCGGGUGGUGGGAGGAUGCGGUUGGGAUCAAAAGGGAGGGCAAGGAGGAGGAGGACGUUGAGGAGGGGAAGGGAAAGAGCCCGUCGGGCGUCCCGUCCGACUAUCGGGGAGACGCGGAUGAACAGGAGAAGUUGAAGGUGGCGGGGGAAGGGGAGGGGGCCGAGGAGAGCAUGAAGAAGAUUGUGGAGAUCGUUCGGACCAUCGUGCAGGAAGCAGCACUUGUGCCAGCUCUGUACCUGCGGAGCAGGGAGGGGAGCGAGAACGCAAGACUAUGCUCGACCUUCGACGAAUUCCUUCUCACUGCCAGAGACCGACUCAAGAACGUAAUCGGCAACCUCGCUGCGCGUCAACUUAAAUCCAUCGCAAUCACAAGUGAAGUGAUCGCACAGACUUGGACGGAGUUUGCAACUGAUCUGCUUUGGCCGUCAAACUAUGAUGCAUAUUACCGAACCGUCUACUCGGACUGGGAUCCUGACAUCGUUCACGUCAACGAGUCCGUCCUCGUCUCCCUCAAGGAGACUCUCUGUCGCCUCAAGGAAGGCUCGCAGAUCGUCAUCGGGGUGGUUCUCGUUCUCGUCAACAUCCCCUGCGUUGUCCUCCUGGCCGCCAAGAGGCCGUACAAGAACCGUCUGCAGAAUUUGAAGCAGCUGGUGACUGCGAGCAUGCGACUCUACCUCCUCCUUCUCUCGUGCUACCUCAUUCAGCACGAGCCCAGCUACGUCUCCACUGAGAGCAACCCAGCAGCCAACGAGGCGACAUUCAUCAUCAUCCUCGUCAUCUGCGCGGCGAUCGAAGCGGUCUCGCCGAUCUUGGGCUGCAUCCGAGCAUACAUGGCGAUCCUCCUAGUGAUCACAGGGCUGAUGGAUCGGCUGCAAGCCAAGUCAGACUGGAGUCUGAUUUCUCGCUGGCUGCUCGGAGCGAUGAGGACGAGGACCGCCUUGUACCUCAACGCUAAGGGGCUGAAGCGGCAAAACUUGCCCUGGUCUACAACUCGCGAGCAUCACUCCCCGGAGCCUCCGGAGCCACGAGAUGCCAGCAGAGGAGGAGAGCAGGGAGAACAUGGACUUUGCGGAGGAUGCCGAGGCGAUUCGAAAGUGGUUAUCCAUCUACGGUAUGCGCUCAAGGAGGAGGAGGGGGGGGAGGAACAGGAGGACAAGGACGAGGACGAGGACGAGGACGAGGACGAGGACGAGGACGAAAUGAAGGAGGGGAAGCAGAAACAGGAACUGGAGAGGAAGGAGGAGGAGGAGGAGGAGGAGGAGGAGGAGGAGGAAGGGGAGAGAGAGAGUGGCGGGGAGGAGGGAUGGGGUCACGGUGUUGGUGAAGUGCUCCCGCGCAUGAUCGCGGUCGGGACCUUCACCGCCAACUCCUUCGCUUCCAUCUACCUUGGGACUGAAGACGCCAUGGAAGACCUGCGGCUGUCCUCUUGCUCUGAAACCUUCCUGCUGCGCGUCAAGGAGCGAUUUUACAGGUGGAAGAGAGAUGCUGCAAGCUACCCUGAAGGUUCUGCCUACAGUCGAGGAGGCUGGCUGAAAGACACGGACCGCAAGAUCGCUCAGCUGCUCCUCACAGAGAAAGCGCUCAAGCUGGUGGACAUCACGUGGGUCAACGUGGAGCAGGCAGUACGGGGUCAACUCAUCAGCAGAAAGCCAGGGGUCACCACUGACGAGGACGGGGUCGUCAACAAGGAAUGUCAGUUUCAGUUCGGCAUCAGCGAGCAAGACUUGAAUGCUCGGGAAGAGUUGUGUGCGGAGGUAGGUCACAUUAUGAAUGUUAUGGAGCUUGUAAGAUAUUAUUAG
Guillardia theta CCMP2712 is the source of this 4509-nucleotide messenger RNA. RefSeq lists its product as hypothetical. NCBI's taxonomy places the organism in Eukaryota, Cryptophyceae, Pyrenomonadales, Geminigeraceae. The transcript is spliced from 25 exons. The record is from RefSeq and is a predicted model, not a curated record. The coding region runs from base 1 to 4509 and encodes 1502 amino acids.